Messenger RNA from Panicum hallii, 804 nucleotides. RefSeq names its product CASP-like protein 5B3. Gene Ontology annotation, cellular component: membrane. The record is from RefSeq and is a predicted model, not a curated record. The coding region runs from base 194 to 658 and encodes 154 amino acids. NCBI's taxonomy places the organism in Eukaryota, Viridiplantae, Streptophyta, Magnoliopsida, Poales, Poaceae. The transcript is spliced from 3 exons.
UCCCAACAGUGGCUCAGCCAGCCUCCCCUAGCUGGGUGCUGGCUCCUUUCCCAUUUCGCAGAAGCGAGUACUAGUACAGAUCCACGGUGAGGGUUUGGGUCCAGCCUCGCCGGACCUCCCACCGGCGGCGGCCGCCCUUUCUCCGGCGCCGGUGCCCUUCUCUCCUUUCGCACCCGCACGCUGGGUAGCGGGGAUGAAGGAUGUAUUGGGGAGCCCGGGGACGUGGAGCGGCAUGGCGCUGCGCCUGUCGCAAUGCGUGUCUGCCGGCGCGUCCAUGGCCGCCAUGGCCACCGCGUACGGCUUCUCCAACUACACUGCCUUCUGCUACUUGAUUGCUUCAAUGGGCCUGCAGCUUCUUUGGAGUUUUGGCCUUGCUUGUCUUGAUAUCUACUCUUUGAAGACUAAAAGAGAUCUUCACAACCCUGUGCUUGUAAGCCUGUUUGUUGUUGGGGACUGGGUGACGGCGAUCUUGUCGUUUGCAGCCGCCUCUGCCUCAGCUGGUGUGACCAUCCUGUUCGAGAGGGAUGUCCACUUCUGCAGGAUGUACCCACAGCUGUCGUGCGGGCGGUACGAGCUCUCUGUGAUCCUGGCGUUCAUCACAUGGUCCUUCAUCGCGACAUCUGCCGUCUCCAUGUUCUGGCUGCUGCCAUCACUCUGAAUCUGCGUCUCAGGAGCCUGUCAGUCCAUCCUGUGUACAUCCGUUUGGCUGGCCUCGCUGGUGCUGUGUACCGACCGCUGUGUUGUGCCCUGUGCUACCUGUCAGUUGUAACAAGUAGAUUUCAGUUGCCGUUCCAGCAUCAGUCA